Messenger RNA from Harpegnathos saltator (Jerdon's jumping ant), 1325 nucleotides. Its product is annotated as odorant receptor 22c. NCBI's taxonomy places the organism in Eukaryota, Metazoa, Arthropoda, Insecta, Hymenoptera, Formicidae. The record is from RefSeq and is a predicted model, not a curated record. The transcript is spliced from 7 exons. Gene Ontology annotation, biological process: sensory perception of smell; detection of chemical stimulus involved in sensory perception of smell. Bases 1 to 1185 code for a protein of 394 amino acids. Gene Ontology annotation, molecular function: olfactory receptor activity; odorant binding. Gene Ontology annotation, cellular component: plasma membrane.
AUGACGUAUAGUUAUGAUAAACCCGAACUGGCUAAAUGGACAACCGCAUUCACCCGAGCGUUUAGAAUAAUAUCGUGGAAUAAACGGUUUUUAAUUACUCUCGGCAUAUGGCCUAUGAAAGUGAACCGGGUGGCGUUCGUAUUCUUCUUUGUCUACAUGGUGAUCCAUUGCACCAUGGGAGGGGCUCACUUGGUCAAAUAUUUCAGCAAGCCGGAAUAUAUCAUCGCCAAUCUAGCGGAGAACAUUCUAUUCACGAUGAUAAUAGGCAAGAUGUUCAUAUGCGAGCGAAGCCGCGGGAUAAUGGUCUAUUUUUUGAAUACCAUUCAGCCCGAUUUCUCGGCCAAAAGUUACAGCAGCGCGCGGGAGAAGACGUUGUAUUUGCAUUACAACAAGUUCGCACUUAUAUUCAUCAAGGUGUCGCUAGGCAUGGCCACGUUAGCGGGUACGUUAUACUACAUAAGGAGAUUUCUCGAAAGCUGGACGGUAUCGACCCAUAAUGCUUCGUACGAAUUACCGUACCGGACGUAUCCUUUUUUCGAGAUCCAGGAUGUUACCACCUACUUCUGCCUUUGCGCCUAUCAAAUAAUUGCUGUGCCGAUGAUAGUGUGCGGCUAUUCAGCACCGGAUUCCUUCGUACUCAGCAUGGCCCUCCACAUUUGCGGUCAAUUCGCCGUUCUGUCAUAUAAAAUCGAAGAAUUGUUGAAAGAUCACGAGAAUUACAAUCGUCAUAUCGGUGCCAUUGUAUUGAGGCAUCGUCAGCUAAUUACAUUAGCAGAAAUCUUGGAAAACAAUUUCAAUAUGAUAUUUCUUCAGCAAACUCUGGGCACCAUUUUCUUGCUCUGUUUGACUACGUAUCACAUGCUCGCGAAUUCGGAAUAUGGUGACAGCACUAACGUCGUAACUUUCUUGUUGUACAUAUGCUGCGUGGUCAGUACAAUUUUUGCGUACUGUUAUAUUGGAGAAUGUCUUAUUAACGAGAGUACCAGAUUGCGCGACACUUUUUACAACACCGAUUGGUACAAUACUUCACCGUCGUGCGGGAAGAUUCUCAGUAUUUGUAUGAUCCGAUCUGAAAAACCACUGGUGUUGACCGCUGGUAAAUUCUACAUGUUAUCACUGGACACACUCACAAGCAUAGUAAAAACUUCGAUAGCGUACUUAUCCAUAUUGCGCAACUUUAUGUGAGAAGCUUUCGAAAAAAGCCUUCAUAUAAGAAGAUUCGAAAUAUCUUUCGUCCGGUGAACUAUGGAGAAUACGCAAAAAUUUAUCUACGAGACGAGAUAUAUGCAUAAGCAAAACGAGACUUAUGAAGGGUGUCCCAAAAU